This is a messenger RNA of Coprinopsis cinerea okayama7#130, 3393 nucleotides long. RefSeq lists its product as hypothetical. The transcript has 5 exons. NCBI's taxonomy places the organism in Eukaryota, Fungi, Basidiomycota, Agaricomycetes, Agaricales, Psathyrellaceae. The record is from RefSeq and is a predicted model, not a curated record. Gene Ontology annotation, biological process: signal transduction. The coding region runs from base 1 to 3393 and encodes 1130 amino acids.
AUGGUCACUAGAGAAGCGGUAUCAUCUUCAGCAUCUUCAUCUGUUCUCCAAGGCUUAAAAGGAUCGUUCACGAAACUCGGGAUAGGGAAGGCAAAGGAUGGCGAGAGGAGUAACCAGUCCGACACUUCCAAAGGUUCUGGCUUGUCUCGCAAAGAUGGGCCUCAUAACCCGCCCUCCAAGUCUAUCCACUUCAACAAAGGUACCAAGGAAGCAGGACACAAUGCGCGAAACCGACUUUCGGCCUCGAUCUCGCUACCCCGUCUUCGACUGCGCAGCCGCCGCUCACAUCCCUGGGGCCUUGCCGACGACCUCGACGACGAUUCCGACGGGUUUGCCGACGAGCCGAUGCUCAAGGCGAGCCGUUCCAUGGAAUCCAACUACCUUGCCAGGUCCCAAUCACGCGCGUCGUACUCGUAUUCCGAUGGUUCCUCGCCCGGCGAGAACCUCGACGAUGUAGCUGGAUCCCCACAAGGCACCCCAUCCGACUCUUCAGACGUAGCAGGAGCUCCAAGCAUACCUCACGAGCCCUUCCCCGCUAAGGGCAAUCGCCAACCAUCGUUCCCAAGCCCUCACAUUCCCUCCGAACCCUCCGCAACCCAUCCCACUGCAGAACCCAGCGGCCAUUACGCGCGAAGUCCCGAACCAUUCGAAUUGCACUACCCUUCUAGGGACUCCGGCGCACCCGACGCAUUUCAAAGUACUUCGCAGAUAUCGCCAGUGCCCUUGCGACAUCGACCGGAAAUCGAGGCCAGGCCAAGGGGAAGGGUGGUACCGAAACCGCGCCCGCCGCCACGACCACCUGGCGGCUACCCUACCUACGUGAAGCCUCACCCUCGGUUGGUCGUGGAAGGCCUGGAGGUCCUUUCGACAUCAGCAUCCUCUCUCAAGGUGCAGACACGCUUGGACAUCCGCGAUCUGGGCAUCUUGCAUGAACUUGACCAGCAUAAUAUGAGACUUCGCCAGUCAUUCCGCAUCGAAGAAAGACGGGGCCUGAAGCGUCCCCCGUUACAACGAGCAGACUCUGACGAGAACCGAGUUUUUGGCGUUGCUCUGGAUCAAUCCUCUUUCCAUGCAUGGGAGCCCCUACGUGUAGGAGGCUGCGAGUUCGAACUUCCCAUUGUCGUUGUGGCAUGCAUCGAGGCAUUGUCUACCGAUGCGCUCUACGAUCCCAACCUCUUCAAAUCCCUUCCAGACCCCAUCCGCCUUCGUGAACUGGUGGACAUCUUCAACGAUCCUCACUCCUCGGACGACGCUCGCCCCGCGCAUUUCGGAGCCAACACCUCCCUGGCAUGCGAUUCUGUUGCCGAUAUUUGCGCCUUACUCUCGACUUACAUGAUGUCCCUCCCCGAGCCCCUUAUUCCUCUCCCCAUUGCCGACGUUCUGUGGAAAUGGUGUGUCGAUCACGAGAGCGGCAAGUCUCACCACAACCUCCACCAUCAAUCCUUUUCGCAUCACCUCUACCCCUCGCAUCAUGCCAAAGGUUCAAGCUCCAAUCCCCAGGUAGACCGUGCACGACAAGUCCGAAUCGCCCAGCUCGUCCUCCACCUGCUUCCGACUCCCAACUAUUUCCUGUUCGUGUAUUUACUGUCGUUCCUGAACCAGUUGGUGAAUGUUCAGAAAGCCAUUCGCGGGAAGGCCAAGGCGGGAGGCUCCAUGUCUGUCGAGGCUAUAGCUGAGAUGUCCUACGAGUGGAUAUUCGGAAGCGCGGGUAGAAACCAGGACGGCGGGCGCUGGAAGAAGGCACGAGAGCUCGAUGCUCGGAACAGGGAGCUCUUCCUCUGGAUCCUCGUCCACGGCAACAGCAUCUCAGCGGGCCUCCUAGAGGUCAGCGAUUACCUCCAAAAGUCCUUUGGAGACGGGAUUCCUGGAGGUCACGGUAGUUUUGGUGCGGGAAAGAGGAGAGAGUUGGACAAGUCUUAUUUCCCUCCUCAGCCUUCGCCCCCGCGUUUCCGCUCCCCUCUUCGACGCCCCAGUCCUCACAGUGGCGACAUUGUCGACCAGAGGAGGGAUAUCCGGGGUCUGCAUUCACGUCCGAGCAUUGCGUCUAUCGCGUCGUCGGUGUAUUCGACCGCCAGUGGGGAUACGGUUCAGGUCCGCGACGCAACUCCCGUCAGUGGACAUCGUCGACCCAUGCCCGAUUCCACAUCACCACAUCGAGGUCGGGCCAUUGAGGCUGACCAUCGACCCAUCAGGGAUGCGAGCGUCGACACUACUGGCCCACAGACUUCCGUCCCUCUCUCGACCGUAGACACGGCCCCUUCGAUCGCUCUUCCAUCUCAGGACAGCGGGGUGGCCGCACACGCCGAUGCUGUGGUGUCAAUCAUGCGCAACCUGGUCGAUGGUGUGAAGGACCUGCAAGUAGAGAUCACCAAAGCGGAGGAGAAGGUGGAGGUAAACAGGGACGGUGGCGAUCAAACAGCGCCAGGAGGUCAACGACCAGAGACACGAGAAACUGUGAAGCUGGGCCUGUCCCAGCUCGCUCGUAGUCUCCAGGAUAUUGGACCUGUGGUGGAGGAUGACCAGUCGGCUGUUCGGUCGGGGUCGAUGUCUGGUACUGCAUCGACUACCGCUGUGGCGAACACCCCCGAAACCGCGUCGACCGUCACUCUUGCCAACUCGUCUUCGCGUCCUCCUUCUCGGCCCCUUCCUGUCCCGCCUAUAUCCCAGACUUCGGUCGCAACCAUGAUGAGCACAUCGUCCUCGAUGGACCUGAACGAGCGCCUGAUGGCUAUGUCCAUGUCCUCAUCCUCUUUCGCAGCAUCCGACCCACUGUCUGCCUUGUUCAAAACCGAAUCUGCAGCCAUAGUCGAUGCAGCCAAAGCUUCCCCUCAACUUGCUCACGCCCCCGCACCGCCUAUGCAGCACCCGCGUUCUAGGGAGACAAAGGUCGUUUCAGUCUCAGAAGAGCUGUACGACGCCCUCGUCCAAGGCUCUGUUUCUUCCUCCUCGCCGAGCUCCAGCCGAACGAAGAAAAAUAUGCCGAAUCCGACUCGUGUACCCAGUGGCCCGCGCACGCCCAAGGCAGUUCAGGAAUCGAAGGCCUCGUCUCCCAACAUUCCUGUGAUCACGGUUACGCCGCUUGUCCCGAAGGCUUCUCCACCGGCGAGAACACUCCGUGUCUCUAGGUCAAGGCCUAGGUCGAUCGCUAGGGACAGCUCGUCGAGUCUUGAGAUGGUCCAGGAGGAAGAGGAAGAGGGGGAUGAAGAUUCAGAAGACCGAAGUCGUCUCGAGAAGGAGCUGCAGAAGCUCAAGGCGCAGAACAUUCUAGCGUUCGAUGCGCUUGAAGAGUCAAAUCGACAGAUUGCACGUUUGGAAUCGAAGCUGAAUAGUGCGGCCUUGAAGGAGGGCGGAGGGUCUGGAAGGGAGAGAGGUAUCCGAGUAAAGCGAAAGUGA